Molecule: messenger RNA, 953 nt
Organism: Funneliformis mosseae
Lineage: Eukaryota; Fungi; Glomeromycota; Glomeromycetes; Glomerales; Glomeraceae
Source: the annotation of a GenBank genome assembly
AACAACCUUCAGAAGCAUUUGAGAACUUUUGGUAUUUCUGGAUAGUUUAUGCAAUAAAAGGAGAACAGUUUAAUAGAAUAACUGUUAGAGCUUUUGAAAAGGCACUCACAUUAGAAGAAAAUUCAGAAGCAUUAGAAAAGUGCUUUGAAUUAAUUAUACAAUCGAUUAGAUACCAACCACUUGAUCAGGAACCUUUAGAAUCAUUACUUACAGAUUUAAAAAGUGCUUGGAAUAGUUACUUAGAAUUUGAUUGUUGGGAAUUUGAGACGUCAGUAAAAUCGGGAACUAAUUCUAAGAAUAACUCAAAAGGAACUUCCAGAAGAACAUCUCGAAAAUCUUCUAACGCAUCAAAAAUGGACGGAGAUACAUUCAAUGUAGGUACCUCAACAUCUAAUAGAAGGAUAUCUGAAAAUCAAGUUGACCCAUAUAGAGAAUGGGCAGCAAUCCUUAAUAAUAUUCUUUCUGACCAGCUAUUUAAGCAAAAAUAUGAGGAAAUAACCCCAGAAGGAGACAAACGAAGUGCAUGGGAUACAAUAAAAAAGGAUCCAAAAUAUUUGUCUGAAAAACAUGUUCCUAGUGAUCUUGAGAAACCACACAUUAGAUAUUAUCGUAUGAUGAAUAAAAAGGAGAAAAACAAUCCAUUAAGAGAUUCAAAUCCAUGGACUAAUCCAGAUGACAGAGACUUAACAAUUACAGAAUAUGACAACAUAUAUCAAAAUGAUCAGGAUGAAGAGGGUCUUGAUACAACAUGGAAUAUUGAAGAUACAACUUUCAGUCCAAUUCGAAAUCUUCAAGAGAGAAGAAAUAUCUAUCAAGACACAACUGACAACAGAAGAGAGGAUACUGAUAAUAGAGAGGAACAAAGAGGACCAGAAGGAGGGAAUGACAUGAUUACACAAUUCUUGCAAGGAUUUGGAGACUUAUUGAAAGCACAUACAGUAGCUCCACAUUCA